UCCCUCCUCUGUGAAGUCGCGCCGUUCGGACCGCCCCUCGCCCGCCUGCAAGUCUCUUCCCUCAAGAAAGAUGGCCGCGGCCUGAGACGAUCCCGGUCGCCGGCGUCGCGGGCGCUGCGCUCACGGACCCCGGCGCGGGGAGCGAGGCCGGCUGUUAGCUGCUUGUCCUCAACCUUAGCUUUGCUGGGACAUAGAGCCCUCUGCAGCACCCAGGGUUGGCUUGGACCUGUGACAUCACUCACUCCUCUGCCUCCCCCAGCUGCCAGCCCACAUUGUGCAGCCAGCCCACAUUUCAGACCCGAGUGCGAUGGCAUCCAGGUGGGCUCCCUUCUAUAGCCUCUGGCUCCUGGGAGUGGUGCUUCUGAUGGACGUGUCUGCACGGCCUGCCAACCACUCUUCAGCUCGGGAGAGAGCAGCCAUCAGGGAGCAGAAUGAGAUCUUGCCCCCAGACCACCUGAACGGGGUGAAGUUAGAGAUGGACGGGCACCUCAAUAAGGACUUCCAUCAGGAGGUCUUCCUGGGCAAGGACGUGGACGGGUUUGAGGAGGAUGCAGAGCCGCGCAGGAGCCGCAGGAAGCUGAUGGUCAUCUUCUCCAAGGUGGACGUGAAUACUGACCGGAAGAUCAGCGCCAAGGAGAUGCAGCGCUGGAUCAUGGAGAAGACGGCGGAGCACUUCCAGGAGGCCGUCAAGGAGAACAGGGUGCACUUCCGUGCUGUGGACCCUGAUGGUGACGGCCACGUGUCUUGGGAUGAGUAUAAAGUGAAGUUUUUGGCAAGCAAAGGCCAUAGCGAGAGGGAGGUUGCUGAUGCCGUCAGAAAUAAUGCAGAACUCAAGGUCGACGAGGAAACACAGGAAGUCCUAGAGAACCUCAAAGACCGCUGGUAUCAAGCUGACAACCCGCCCGCGGACUUGCUGCUGACCGAGGACGAGUUCUUAUCCUUCUUGCACCCUGAGCACAGCCGGGGCAUGCUCAAAUUCAUGGUCAAGGAGAUCAUCCGGGACCUGGACCAGGAUGGCAACAAACAGCUGUCUCUGCCUGAGUUCAUCUCCCUGCCUGUGGGCACUGUUGAGAACCAGCAGGGCCAGGACAUUGAUGACAGCUGGGUGAGAGACAGAAAGAAGGAGUUUGAAGAGCUCAUUGACUCCAACCACGAUGGGAUUGUGACCCCUGAGGAGUUGGAGCUUCAUUCUUUGGGCGAAAAUAAAACACAAUUUGGAACAUUUGUGGCCCAGCGGCUUCAGUGUUUGAGGCAGCUUCCAGUAGGAGAGGACCCUGCUGACCGGGAAGACUCACAACAGCCUGGUAGUGCGGAAAAACCCAGACUCAGAGAAGAAGUGAGGAUGUGUGUGGGGGUUUGGCCGCUGCAGCCCCAGGUGCCCUGCACGGCCCUGCUUCUGCUGGGGCUUGUGCUGGGGGCUGCUGCUGAACUCCGCUGUGCUGAGGACACCUACCCCAGUGGCAGCCGGUGCUGCCACGAGUGCCAGCCAGGCCAUAGGAUGGUGAGCCGCUGUGACCACUACCGGGACACCGUGUGCCUCCCGUGCCCACCUGGCUUCUACAAUGAGGCUGUCAACUACGAGAUCUGCAAGCCCUGCACUCAGUGCAACCAGCGAAGUGGGAGUGAACCCAGGCAGAGGUGCACAGCCACGCAGGACACUGUCUGCCGCUGCCGGCCAGGCACCCAGCCCCAGGAAGGCUAUAAACAUGGAGUUGACUGUGUACCGUGUCCCCCUGGCCACUUCUCCCUAGGUGACAACCAGGCUUGUAAGCCCUGGACCAACUGCUCUGCUGCUGGGAAGCACACACUGUAUCCAGCCAGCAACAGCUCGGAUGCCAUCUGUGAGGACAGGAGCCCCUUGACCAUACCAUCCAAGGAGACCCAGGGCCCCCCAGCCAGGCCCAACAGUGCCCAGCCCACAGCAGCCAGGCCCUGGCUAUCACAGGGUCCCUCCAUACCCUCUUUGGAGGCCCCCCAGGCAGGCCCCCUCCCCUCAGGCUCUGCACUUGCUGCCAUACUGGGCCUGGGCCUGGGCCUGGGUCUGCUGGCACCUCUGGCCAUACUACUGGUCUUGCACCUGUACCGGAGGGCCUGGAGGCUGCCCACAGAUGCCCCCAAGCCCCCUGAGGGAAACAGCUUCCGGACCCCCAUCCAGGAGGAGCAUAAGGAUGCACACUCCUCCCUGGCCAAAAUCUGAGAAGUGUCCACUGGAGAAGCUGCACCCCUCCCAGGGCCCCCCAGAAGAUCCAGUAGACUGCAUGGGGCAGUGGGCGCACCCCAGGUGCAGGAUGCCAUGCCUGUGAGGGGCCCACCACCAUGCCCAGCACCGUGCCUGGGUCUGCUGCACCGUUCUAGGUGCUCCUGGGGGUUCCCGGGCUCUCUACGUAUGUCGUGCAUACUCCACGCCCGGGAAGUGCCCCAAUAAAAACAUGGACAAAU
This is a messenger RNA of Nycticebus coucang (slow loris), 2439 nucleotides long. It is a transcript of the gene SDF4, whose product is annotated as stromal cell derived factor 4. Gene Ontology annotation, molecular function: protein binding; calcium ion binding; tumor necrosis factor receptor activity. Lineage: Eukaryota; Metazoa; Chordata; Mammalia; Primates; Lorisidae. The coding region runs from base 308 to 2197 and encodes 629 amino acids. Gene Ontology annotation, cellular component: endoplasmic reticulum. Gene Ontology annotation, biological process: calcium-ion regulated exocytosis; inflammatory response. The record is from RefSeq and is a predicted model, not a curated record. The transcript has 15 exons.